AUUUGGUUCUUGGUCUCACCCCCCUGUUCUCUCUCACCCUCCAGAGCUUCUCUUGGUCGAAUUUCCUCGGCAUUGGUUUUAAAUAGACUUUAGGUUCUAAAUCACUAUGGCGGACAUCAAUCUCCAAGAGAUCCACGACCUUAUGAUCUCUAUUGCCAAAAAGGCAGGGGAAAUGAUCACAUCCGCGCAUCCUACGACAGAGGGUGCAGGAUCCAAGAAGAACUCCGUUGACCUUGUAACUGAAACCGAUCAAGCAGUCGAAAAGUUUGUCUCGACCUCCCUCCAGGAAAAAUAUCCCACAUUCGAAUUCAUGGGCGAGGAGACAUACAAACCAGGAGACUUCCUGACCCCUGCUCCAACAUUCAUAGUGGACCCUAUAGACGGCACAACCAACUUCGUCCACACAUACCCCUACGUCUCCAUCUCCCUCGGAUUCUCUCUCAACCUCAUCCCCACAAUCGGCAUAGUCUAUAACCCUUUCACAUCUACCCUCUACUCCGCCAUUAAAGGCCACGGCGCAUUCCUCAACCUCACUACUAGACUCCCCCUGCGCGCUCCCACGCCGCUAGAAAGCUUAAGCUCAUGCUUGGUGGCCAUCGAAUGGGGCAGCGAUCGCUCUGGCAAUGACUUCGCCGUAAAAUCGCGGACGUUUAGUAAACUUGCUGCAACGAAGGAAGCAGGCGGAGGAAUGGUGCAUGGUCUCCGCUCGUUUGGUUCCGCGGCGUUGAAUCUUUGCGCGGUGGCGAGUGGCGGCAUAGAUGUGUAUUGGGAAGCUGGAUGUUGGGCGUGGGAUGUGUGUGCAGGAUGGGUAAUCCUAAAGGAGACGGGCGGGCUAAUGGUGGAUGCAAAUCCGGGCAAUUGGGAGCCAAGGAUUGAUGAGCGGAGGUAUAUGGCUGUGAGGGCUGGGGAGGGGCAGAGGGAGGUUGUGGAAGAGUUUUGGGGUUUGGUGGAGGGGGCUUUUGAGGUGGGGGUGUGAGAACAGGAUGUCUGUGAUGGGGCCCCGGAGACGAAUUUGAGCUUGGUGGUUGAUUGCGUUUUGGAAGUGGGAGGUAGUGUAUAGAUGCUUGCUAAAGAGUUCGGUUCAAACAAGGAGAUGGAGCAAAAAGCAGACUAAAUAAAAGGCUUAAGGAGACGGAUUUUUUCAGCACAAUGGCUAGCCAUAAGAGCCAUGGAUGGUCAUAUAGUUCUUACCGAACCAUUUAUCAAUUAUAGUUGUCUUAGG
Messenger RNA from Lindgomyces ingoldianus, 1222 nucleotides. RefSeq names its product inositol monophosphatase. Gene Ontology annotation, biological process: signal transduction; phosphatidylinositol phosphate biosynthetic process; inositol metabolic process. Gene Ontology annotation, molecular function: inositol monophosphate 1-phosphatase activity. The record is from RefSeq and is a predicted model, not a curated record. Bases 107 to 976 code for a protein of 289 amino acids. The transcript is spliced from 3 exons. Lineage: Eukaryota; Fungi; Ascomycota; Dothideomycetes; Pleosporales; Lindgomycetaceae.